AUGGGACGAAACCCGGUUGCAAGGCACGAGUAUUCCUUCUCUCGUGGUAAAAACCAACGCUUUGAUUUUGCCGAAAAUCACAGGGUACCACAAUUCCUCGAGAUUGGCAUUAAAAACAAUGGGCUCAGCCGCGGCGCGGGCUCGGGGCCAGCGUUCCACGGGUCCGGCCGUCGCCGCCCGGGCGAGGUGAAAGGCAAGGAGCGGAGCAGACAAUGGCAUCCGCCGCCGCGCAGGGGGCGCCAAGAGUCCUCGGCCGCCACCGCCCCCAGCCCCUCCCGAAAAUGCCCCGCAAAACUUGAGGCGAUUCUCGAACCACAGGUGCCGCGGGGCUGUCGCGGAGUCCGGGACUGGCCCCCACAUCCCCGGGCGCGGCGCGGAGUGGUGCGCAGGGCGCGGACACGGAGAGAAGUGAGUUGCAGACGCGGCGACCCAGUGGCGGGCCGGGCGGGCGCGGGGUGGGGUCGUCGGGGCGCGCGCGGGGUGUCAGGGGGCGCGCCCAGCCCUCCCUCCCGCUCUCCAUCCCCGGCGCCCCCGUUUGUCCCCAGGGACUUACGGCGGCCGCGGGCCGCGGGCGCGGCGGAGCUUGGCCGGCGGCGGCGGCUAAGGGGAAGCCCCUGUCGCCUUGCUGAGGAAGAGAAGCCGUGGUGCUGUGGGGAGGGGACCCGGCUGGCGGAGGGCAGGCUUAGGCAGAGAGGGGAGGGCGAGCCGACAGACCCCGCCCCGGGGGCCGGACGAGGGAGGAGCCGGGGCUGCGGUGAGUCGAGGGGCGGGCUACGCGACGCGCGGGAAGCGGCUCAGCCGUCAUCAACGGCACCGAAGGCAGCGCAGGUGACCGCUGAGUCCAAAGAAGACGAUUGGAGGCUUCUACGCCGAGAGGGGUGGUGCGAACCGGAAGCCGGGCCACGUGACCCGGAAGCGGCGUCUGCCGGGCCCGCGCGCCCGCGCACUCCUGCCCGGUGCCUCCGGGACGCGCGCGGGCUGCUGUCCUGGCUGUUUAAUGAAAGGAGGACGGGAUUCUGCGGCGUCCUUAGCCUAGCCGGAGGUGCGGGGCAGAGAAGAAUCCAGGCUGUCCAUCCCAUUGCACUGCUCCAGCCCAAGCCCAGACACCUUUCGCCCCGAGCUUCGCAGGGGUCUGUUCCCUGGGCUCGCCUCGCCCCUCCUUGAUGCUGCGGACUGGAUGAGUUACCGUCCGUUCGGCUGAAAAGCCCGGACAGCACCUCACCUUCGAGAUCCCGCUUCCUUCACACCCGGUCGCCCCACCAGCCGUCUGGGUUCCAGUUUAGCACUGCCGACGACUUGCUGUGCGUGGCAUGUCCUUGCUCUCAAAUGUUACAUCUGCGAAGCCUCACCCUAAAACCCUGUAAGAGUGAUUCCCUUAUUCAUCCGCAUGCCCGUUAGCCUUUAUUUAGCACACCUUAAAUUAUAUUCAUUUUGCAUCCCAA
This is a messenger RNA of Callithrix jacchus (white-tufted-ear marmoset), 1442 nucleotides long. RefSeq lists its product as uncharacterized. The record is from RefSeq and is a predicted model, not a curated record. Lineage: Eukaryota; Metazoa; Chordata; Mammalia; Primates; Cebidae.